AUGAGAGGCCCAGCCUUGCAGGAGAACUGGCAGGUUGAGUUCUCCGUGCACAAGAUGAGCGCGGCCAUGAUGGAGGACGCGCGGCUCACUUUCCAGCACGAGCUGGAGCAGGAGAUGGAGAAGCUGGGUGUGGAAGUGCAGAAGAGGAAGGCUUUCCUGGUGGAGAACCUCUUUGCCAUGCCCACAUGGCAGCCCGCACCUACCUGGAAGGAUUUGCUGCAAGGUGACUGGAAAUCAGCGAAGCUGGACUUGAGCUUGUAUCCGAAUGAGGAGGUGAACAAGGUGAGGAAGCAGAUGUAUAACAAGAUCCAUGCAUGGUCCACGGCGAUGAGGGACGCGCUCCUGCGUCGUGGUUACUGGUCCAAUGCCGCAUGUCCCAUCACUGGCAACUCGAUGUUUGGCGAGCGAACUGCCCAUGUCUACAAUGAAUUGACUGGGCUAACGAUGAUGCUGGGAUAUGAUUCCUUGCCGGUUGGAUGCUGCGGCAUCGUCCUACACCCACAGUGGGGGAAGGCUGCGUACCCGAUGACUUUCUUCACUCUUGCUCCCCUGGACAAGAUUAUCGAGGCUGCAGAGGAGAUUGAAAAGAAUGCAAAGCUCCCCGACUUGGAGGACCAGGAAUCCAAGAAAAACUUGAACUAUGAUCGGGGCAUCAACCUCAUCUUGUAUCAUUUCACACUCUUCAACGCUUCCAAGAUGUUGGUGGACAAGAACAGGAUAGCUGAAGUCUACCAUCUCAUCAAGAACAGCGUGAGGGAUGAAGGGUCGUCAGUCCUCAUCUGCGUUGCCGGAGAGUGUGAUGCCAUAGCUGCCUGCCACAUCCUAGUGACCAUGUUCAGAGCGGACCAUAUCUCCUACUCCCUUCAGUUCGUGAGGGGAUAUGUGGACGUGCAGCAGCAUGUGGACUCUUUGGAUACCAGCAGCUGUCGAUGUAUCGUCCUGAUCAACUGCGGCUCUACUGAGGCUCUGAACGAACUCCUGCAGCUUGGGGAAGACGACAGAGCUGACUUGCAAGUUGUGGUCAUCGACAGUCAUCGGCCCUACUCCCUCUCGAAUAUUUAUUUCGACUGCGGUGAUGUGGAGGACUUUGAGAACCAAGAUCUCUCCACCGCAAGGAUCAUCCUGCUCGACGAUGGGCUCAGAGAGUAUGAAGUUCCAACAGCGAUGAUGGUUGUGAAUGCCGAUUUGAAUGCUGCUGAGGAAGAGGAGGAGGAGGAGGAGGACGAGUUCAACAUCAGAUCACCGGUUCAGCGUAGGAGGAUAGACGAAGAUGGCAAUAGCGUAGACGUGGACGAAGAGGAUGAGGAAAAACUUGAGAAGCAAAGGAAAAGACAGGUUAGGGAUGAAUGCAGACUCGCCAUCGAGGACUACUAUAAAGGAACAUCUAGAGGGCUUUCUUCUGCAAUAAUGAUGUACAAUUUAUCAACAACAAUCAAGCGAGACAACAACUCGAUGCUAUGGUGGGCGAUGAUCGGAUUGACUGAACAGUUCAUGAACGACAUGAUUGGAAGACAAAGAUACGAGCAGGAAGUGUUUGUUCUACAAGACGAGGCUGUUCGAUUAGGGGAGUCAUCAAGCGUGGGAGGAAGUAAGAUCAACUACAGCGAAGAGUUCAGAUUUCUGUUGCUUCAGCAUUGGACCUUGUACAACAGCAUGUAUUACUCCAACUACGUUGCUUCGAGGCUCGGAAUAUGGAAGGAUCGAACAACAAACAAACUUCAAACUCUCUUGGCAAGGAUGGGAAUCCCGCUAGUCGAAGCAGAACAGAGAUACAUGCACAUGAACUCCGACUACAAGGACAGGCUGCGAGCGCUGCUGGAAGAGCACAAAGAAGAGUUCAACCUGGAGGAACUUGUCUUUCCGACCUUCCGGAAGGAACGAACUUGUGGGAACCCGAUCUCCGUGACGGAUUGCUAUUACAUCUGUAGUUCUAUGAUGUACCAUCCGCCUGUGGGGAAUGAAGACUGGACGGACUCGUACAUUCGUUCAUACGAUGCUAUCAAGGAUUGUGCUCACCAUGAAGAUGCCUGGGAUGUUCUCGUGGGAGGCAACUCCAAAGUUGUGCAGUACGCGAUACAACUUCAACAGACCAUUGUACAUAAGGGAUUUGAACUAGCUCAAGAUAGAAUGAUUCAGAAGACAAACUUCUUCCGUCAUGCUUACUUUGCUGUCAAUGAGGGGAACAAGAUCUUGACGAACCCGGCGGUUCUUUCGAGGUUGGCGAUGUUUCUCAUGGACCUCGAGAAGAAGACGUCAGACAAGGAGCUGAAGCCUAUCGUGCUGGGCGUCGACAACGAAGAGGAUCACACGUGUACAGUAGUUGGCUGCCUCGCCUCCGACAGCAUGGGCUUUAGGGGGAGGAAUCACUUCGGCAAGAUCUUCAAAGAAGCUGCGGAGGCCAUGCCGCAGAUGGAGGUACAGAUGUACGGGUUUGACACCGAGGUCAUCCAGAUCAAGACGGGCGAGUUCGCCAGCUUUAUUGAUUGUAUAAUUGAAAGAUCGAUGCCCUACGCCGGAUGA
Molecule: messenger RNA, 2520 nt
Organism: Guillardia theta CCMP2712
Lineage: Eukaryota; Cryptophyceae; Pyrenomonadales; Geminigeraceae
Gene: CDC45
Product: cell division control protein 45
Exons: 21
Coding region: 1-2520 (839 amino acids)
Biological process (GO): cobalamin metabolic process; DNA replication initiation; double-strand break repair via break-induced replication
Cellular component (GO): DNA replication preinitiation complex
Molecular function (GO): single-stranded DNA binding; DNA replication origin binding; chromatin binding
Source: RefSeq, a predicted model, not a curated record